GCUCAUCUAUCAUGACGUGAGCCAAGACUUCUACGACCUGCUGAACUUCCCAGACUCCCCGGACCACCACCUAACCCCUGACCCUGUCGACCCAGUCGACCACGCCCCCGAGGAGGACGGCUCCAUCCCUGGCUCAUCAGGCCACACCCCUGGCCCGCCCUCUCCCCUCCCCUUCCCCCUUCCCCCGGCCAACAUGAAGAGUUUCCAGAAAGACAUCCUCAGACUGAUGAUGGAUGGGAUCAAGAUCAGUCUGGGCAGUACGGGCCGUGGUGGGGCCCCCAGGCAGCAGUGGAGGAGGAUCCUGUGGUCAUGUCGGGACACCUUCAGGGUUCAGAUCGGACGUCUCUUGGUGCACACCCUCUCCCCUGCAUUACCCUCCCAGGGACAGGAAGGAGGCUCUAGAGUUGUGUUCGACCCUGCAACCCUGACUUCCUCAAGGAGAGCCUCAGCCCCGG
This is a messenger RNA of Oncorhynchus keta (chum salmon), 455 nucleotides long. RefSeq names its product lysosomal-trafficking regulator-like. The annotation marks the transcript as partial. NCBI's taxonomy places the organism in Eukaryota, Metazoa, Chordata, Actinopteri, Salmoniformes, Salmonidae. The transcript is spliced from 3 exons. The record is from RefSeq and is a predicted model, not a curated record.